AUGCCAGAGAUGACAGACCCGAAGCAGAUGAGAGAAGCGACAAGGUCGUACUUGGGCAAGAAAGAAGCUUACGGGCCUCUCUUGGAGAAGCAGGAAGCCAAGACAGUGUCUGGUGGCACGGUGGCUUUUUGGCUGGUGAAUGUUUUCAGCUUGCUGGAUGGGAUUUGCCGUGCCGGUGGUGCUUUCUACGAUUUGCUUCGGAGCUGUGCAGAGAAAGCCGGCGGAAGAGCACUCCGAUUCGCGAUCUACUCAGACGAGGUAAUCCCAGGCAAUGUCCUUGCAGCCCGAACCUCGAGGAAGAGCUGGUGCAUCUAUCUCUCAUGCAUAGACUUCCCUGCUCAAGUGCUUGCGAUGGAAGAGGCCUGGCUCACCAUCGCACUGCUCAGGAGCUCUUUUGUGGCCUCGCUGGAGGGAAGCAUCAGCCAGAUCUUCAAAAUCAUCUUUCGCAGUAUCUUCUUGCACUCUAAGCAUGACCCGGCGGCAGGUGUUUGGAUGCAGGGGCCGAAGGGCGGGUUUCAUUUGUCAUUCGAGCCAAGCAUGGUAAUACAAGACGGGGCAGCUCACAAAUUCGCUUGGAGUGUGAAAGGUGACUCGGGUUCGAAGUAUUGUUUGUUGUGUGGCAAUCAGCGAGCCGACAAUCGCAACGAAGAGAAGAUCCCCAAGCAUGCACAUGCUGACUUGCAUUUGGUUUCGGAUGACGAUAUUUGGGAUUCUUGGUCGAGGCUCGCCGACCUGAAGGGCCGGUGUUCAGCCAAAGACUUUGGCAUGUGGCAGCAAGCCACUGGGUGGACCUUCAACACAGAAAGCAUUUUUUCGGAGCCUCUGCUGAGGAGGGUGGUCAAACCAGCAACCAUGUUCGUGCACGAUUGGAUGCAUUGCUGCUUGAGUAAUGGAACAUUGAAUGAUGCGACCUGGUUACUUCUCAGUGCCACGAAGGACCAUGGCUUCAAGGAUGUUUUUGCCACUCUGGAGAAAUACGUGGAUCUGUGGACACAGCCGGCUUCCUUCGCACACGUAAAGCUGAAGCAAGUCUUCGAGAACAAGCGGAUGAAAUCCUGUAGAGAAGCGGGGAAGUUCAAAACGACAGCUUCCGAAAUGCUCAGUUUGCUGCCGGUCCUCGCCUUUUUCGUCCGAACCUGCAUCCUUGACAAAGGCUUCCUACCAUCCGAGUGCGAAGCUUUUUUGCAGAUGUGCCUUAUGGUGGAACUAUUGCAGGCCGCCUGCCAUGGGCAUGGUUGUGUGCUUCCAUCCAUGUUGCGAGAGGCCGCCGACAAGUGCAUGAGCUCUUGGUUCGAAACGGGCUGGGGGGAGCACGUAACCCGCAAGAUGCACUGGUUGCUGCAUAUGGGUGACCACUAUGAAAAGCACAAGAGGCUGCCUGCUACAUUCAGCAUGGAGCGGAAGCACAGGACAAUCACCAGAUAUGCAGCAUCCAUCCAGAACACCAGCACUUUCGAGCGAUCCCUCUACGAGGAAGUGCUUGCCCAUGAGCUGUGGCACUUGGAGAAGUUGCCCGAGUUUCCGGUCGCCCUCGCUCUGGAAAACCCACGGCAGAAGCCCCCCACCAAGCUGAGGGAUCUGGUGCUCCAGAGCUUCCCACAAGUCUCCAAGGAUGACCUGAAGAUCGCAACGAUUCUACGGCUUCCUGGUGGUGGGUUGGCAAGCAAGGCAGACGUGUGUUUGCUGCAGGCAGACAAAGGGCGGGACCCUCCUUGGGAUUGUGCCGAAGUUUUUUGCCAUGUUUCCGUGCAAGGCACAUUGUGGUCCGUGGUCUCCCUUUGGAGCUUGCAGGAGUACAACAAGGACAAGCACUGUGCAGUGUGGACCGAGAUGGAGCAGCCUGUGAUUAUCGAGAGCAAAGACAUCCUGACAGCGGUGGUCUAUUUGAGAGACACGAAUUGUAUCCCACGCCAGUACGGGGAAUGGGCCUGCCGCGAAGAACGCGAAAACGGGAUCAACAUGAGUGCGGACCUCAAGCGCUUCGUCCUGUGGUUUCGCCGGAAGUCGGAGGAGAAGGAGAUGAAGGCGGGACCAUCCCGUCGGGAAAUGAUGGAGGACCCCGAGCGCUAUGCCAAGAUCCCCUAUCCAGGAUCCGCGUCGUCCCGGUCUUGGGAAGAGGUGUCGGCGAUGAGCCAAGCGGACAAGGACCAGAGGCCCCUGACUCCAUCCAGUUGCGCAGCUGUGACCCCUCUGAAGGCGUCACCCACCAAGCGCGGAGCGGAGAAGAACACCACCAAGGAGCGGAUGCACGUGGACCCACCGGAGCAGGUCUUGGAGGAGAUCAGGGCGCUCGAACAGAGCGGGCAUGAGGACAACGAGGAGAUGUGGGAAGAACUCGUGGGCGAGGACCAGGAAUCCUGCGUAUUGCUUUCUGAGAAUGUCGAGAACGUCCUUGCGGAGGCCAUCCUGAAGGAGGACUACUCGGCGGCGACCCUCACCUCGAUCCUGGAGGCCACCUUUGGCAAGAACGGCGAAGAUUUUCCUAAUCGGGGAGCUCGGGCCAGGAAGAGGGCUAUGGGGGAGAACGACACCGGUGGUUGCAGGAUCUCGCUCGGCUACUACACCUACGGGAGCAUGCGGGGGAUCUGUGCCAAUACCUCGAAGUACGCGUCUCUCUGUAUCUACCUCAAGAACUACUUCCUCGUGAAACUACCCGAUGCUAAGUGGUCCUCGCUCUCGAUCGCGUUCAAUUGUCAGCCCCGGGUUCAUGCCGACUUCAACAACCUGAAAGGGACCCUGAACUACAUCACCUGUGCCGGCGACUUCACCGAUGGAGGAGGACUGUGGCAAGAAAACGGCCAUGCAAAAGGGGACGAUGUUGUGCUGGACCCCAAGGACCGCGAGAUCAAAGGGAAGGUGCUACCUACUCUUGGAAGCAUUGUGUCCUUUGUGCCGGAGCGCUUUCAUUCGGCCCAGGCGUGGACGACCGGGAACAGGUGGUCCGUGACGGCAUUCUCCACCAGAGGCUUCGCCGGAAGCACGCAAGGUGAAUGCCGACAACUUCGACUUUGGGGAUUCCCACUACAUGAUCUACGACAUCUCUCCCGUGACCGCAAGCAGAUUGAGAGUGGGAUCCAGGAUGCUUUCGGCCGUCUUGCCGAUCUCCGCACAAGCGACGGACAGGCCCAUUGGCAGUCCGGAUUCACUGAGAGGCACGGCAAGUGGUGGAAGGAGAUCUUUGCGAGGGUUGUUCAGGAUCAGACCGUGCGUGGAGAAGAAGUGGAGGAAGCUAUCGCGGCAACUUCCUCUGCGAAGAAUGAACUACGGCGUCGUUGUGGGUGGGCGCCUUGCCAAAUCGUCUUCGGGAAGAAUCCUCGCGGUGACGAUGACCUACGGUUCGAAGUUGAGGAAGGUGGUGGAGAGCUACUCAGGACCCCAGACUCUGCACAACAGCGCCGUGAGACGAUCCGCAACGCAGCCAAGCUCUCCUUCUUCAAGUCCCGGACCGAGGACAAGAUCCGACGAGGGAUGUCUCAGAGAGCCCGAGUGAAGCCCCGAGAUCUCGACAACGGAGCUAUGGUUCUUUUCUGGAGGAAGCCUGCAAACAAAAAGACCGGUCUCUGGAAGGGGCCCGGAACCAUUAUCGGGCGCCAAGACAACAACUACUGGGUGUCACACAGCGGCCGGUGUUAUCUAUGUGCUCCAGAACACCUUCGCAAGGCCCUGCCAGAGGAACUUGGUGGAUUGUUUGCACUCCGCGCGACAAAGGACGAUCUACUACGUUUGGUGGAAAAGAACUACGAUGACUCGGCGGUGUUCCCGGCCGAAGACGACGCCGAGAUUGGCGACAAGGACCUGUUCGACGCAGUCAUGGACCUCUCCGAACCCGAGGGUGACGAAGGCGAGGCGGAAACGGGCGACAUGGAACUCGACAAUGGAGACCUACUUGAAGAAGGACCUCCCGAACUUCCUCGUGAUGACCUCCCCCGCGCCGUCCGCAGGAGAUUCUCCACGAAGAGACCGGAGCCCUACGACGCCGCCAAGGAAAAGGAGACCGUCAACGAGGCCCACAUGUUGAAGAGGGCGACUACCAAACGCGGCAGGGACAAACAACUCGAGAAGGAGAUCCCUUGGAGCAUGAUUCCGGAGUCCAAAAGACAGCUCUUCAUUGAUGCAGAGCACAAGCAGUGGGAAGAACAUCUUCGACUCGGAGCCCUUCGCCCCCUGGAUCUAGCAGAGAGUGCCGAGAAGAUCAAGUCGGGGCGGGUACUCUCCUCGAGGUUUGCGUACCGCGACAAGAACUUGGCCCGACGACGGACCGAUCCGACGGUCGAAUGGAAAGCCAAGUCAAGGCUAGUGGUGUCCGGGCAUACCGACCCAGACAUCGUUUCAGGAGCUCUCAGGACCGACUCGCCGACGGUGUCACGCACGGCGGUCAUGACACUGCUUCAGUUGGCCGCCUCCCAGCUGGACGAUGACUGGGGUGUUGCAGCUGGUGAUGUUACCGCAGCGUUUCUCAAUGGCGAGAAGUUGGACCGCGAACUUUAUCUACGACAACCAAAGCACGGACUUCCAGGACUCCAUCCAGAUCAACUCAUAAAGAUUGAGAAGGGGGUUUUCGGAUUGAUCGAUAGCCCUAGAAAAUGGUGGAAGAAGUUCAAGAAGGAUAUCCAAGAGAUGACGAUCGACCUCCCCGACAACAAGAAGGGCAAGUUCUUCGCCUCCCCCCUGGACCCGUGUGUGUUCCAGCUGAUCGAGUUGGAUGCCGAUGGCAAGCGUGGCACCGGACCACCACUGUGCUACGCAGCGGUCCACGUCGAUGACAUUCUUCUGGCCGGACCUCGAGCUCUUCGUACUUCGGUUCAAGGACAGCUCUCUAAGUGUUUUCCGGUCGAUGAAUGGGAAGAGGACGUCUUCGACUUUAUCGAUUCCCAUAUUGAGACCCGACACGAUGGCAUCUUCGCGCCAGGUGACGCACUUGCCGAUGCCGAACAAAUUGCGGACAAUCGCUCCCUGGUUGGUGCUCUCUCAUGGCUGGCAUCGCAAUCGAGGCCAGAUCUGGCCUGUGGAGUGUCUAUGUGCCAACAACUACAAGCCCGACCGACGAUCGAGGACAUCCGCUUCACCAACACCAUGGCGAAACGAGCACUACUACACAAGGAAGAAGGCAUCCUCCUGGCGAAGAUACCGCUCAAUGAAAUGGUCGUGACGGUGUUCCACGAUGCGGGAUGGAGCAAUGCGCCGGACUCCAACGCGGACCCCAUCUACUUUCUCUACGAGGAGGACGAGAAGAACGGCAUGAUCACCGAAGGGCCCUGGGUGAACAAGGCCCGAAAGACAAAGAAGAAGAACUCGAGCGUAGCUUCACAGCUUGGUACCCUGGUGAUGCUAUGUGGCAAGGAUGGAAUCAAGCAUCCUGGAAUGGGGUUCGAGCUUGGGCAGUAUGUGAGAGCAAUGAUCGACUCCUUCCUCACCGGCAAGAUCACCAGAGAUGCAGGAAAAGGAAUUCUAAUCCUGGGUGUUGCCGACUGCCGUUCCUUGUACGACCAUAUGCACCGUGAUGGGCUUCCGAGAACUCCCUCCGAUCGUCGUCUUGCGAUAGACAUCGGCUGCCUGCGACAAACACUGAUGGAAGAGACCGCCGAGUGCGAUGAUGCCCGGGCUCCCUUGGUCUGGGUGCCGACUCACCUUCAACGAGCAGACAUACUGACCAAGCCCAAACUGGCUAGUGAUUGGUGGCCUCUUUCAGGGCGACUAAGUCUCCCUUUGAAGGCGGGAAACGUCGUUUUGAAGCAGUGUAAAUCUGAAGAGCGAUGUCAGGACCCCAUACGCAUGUCUGAACACGUGCGAGAGGAAUGUUCCAGUGCAUAA
Molecule: messenger RNA, 5811 nt
Organism: Symbiodinium sp. CCMP2592
Lineage: Eukaryota; Dinophyceae; Suessiales; Symbiodiniaceae
Source: the annotation of a GenBank genome assembly